Molecule: messenger RNA, 643 nt
Organism: Paramecium sonneborni
Lineage: Eukaryota; Ciliophora; Oligohymenophorea; Peniculida; Parameciidae
Source: the annotation of a GenBank genome assembly
AUGGAAUUAUAAUAUAGUAUAUUGCUAUUGCUAAAGAGCUAUCUAUGCCAUUUUCUCCUAAAGGGACAUUGCUCUUCAAGUUUAGUUUUAAUUAAAUUCUUAAAAAUAAAGCUCUUUAUAUAUAAAUUUUGUGAUCUUUUAGCAGGUAAUAAAGACAAAGUGGUUCCUACAUUGAUAUUAUAAAAAUCAUUAGAGUAUAAGAAUUUCUCUAAAAAUAGAAGAUACAUAUAAUAAAUCAUCUCUAAACGAAGUAAAGAAACUAUUGCUUAUGUUGUUGAUAUUAUAGAUGAAUCAUUAUCAAAAAAUAUUUAAUAUUUAGAAAUUAAGGAUUAUUAAAAACAAGCAUUCAAAAGACUUCUUAUUAAUACGGUUUAAAAUGCGAUAAUAAUGGUAGAAAAUUUUUUUUUCAAUCUGUGUCCCUUUUUCUGCAAAUAUAAUUCCUAAAAUGUAAAAGUCUGUAUUAGUAUUUCUUUAGGAAACACAUUAUUUUGAAAAGCAGGAUCAUUAAUAAAAUUUGAAAGUUGAAAGAAAUUCAUAAAUAAUUCAAUAUAUAAAAAUAGAUUAUUUUUCACAUAUUUAAUCUAUAUAAACAACUAUGAAUAAAAUUAAAUAAAAAAAAUAAUUAUAUAAAAAUAUGGUCUGA